UAGAGAGCAUACCUCUUGUGCAAGUUGUUUAAUACUGGUGUUUGAUAGGAAAUAGUCUAACCAGCAUGAAAUGUAAGAUAGGUAAACGCAUAAAACGCAGAAGCUAUGGGAAUAUUGAUUACUGAUAAUGCAGGCAAUCCUCCUGGUUGGUUCUGCCUUUGUGGCUUGCACUAUGGCUGGUGGGCUCGGUGGCCUCGGCUACGGUGGUUAUGGUGGACUCGGCUACGGUGGCUACGGUGGCUACGGGGGACUCGGCUACGGUAGUUACGGCGGACUAGGAUACGGUGGCUACGGUGGACUCGGAUACGGUGGCGGCCUAGGUGCCGGGAGAGUCGGUGUUGGCAGCAGCGUGACUUUGCUCAGUGGUGGACCUGGCUAUGCGAAAGCCGUGGCGGGGCCCGCCUUCCUCGUGCGCACUGUGCACCACGUGAACAAGGUACACGGCGGCGGCGCCAUCGUCGCUCACUCCGGCCUUGGAGGUGUCGGUGGAGGUCUCGGAUACGGUGGAGGCCUGGGAUACGGUGCUCUCGGCUACGGGGGAGGCCUGGGUUACGGAGUUGGUCUGGGCUACGGAGGCGGCCUCGGAUACGGAGGCGGGCUGAAAUAUGGAGGAUAUGCCCUGAAGGGAGUUCCUCUUAUCUGCCUCGCCGUGGUGGCUUGCGCCUCAGCUGGUGGCUUGGGAGGCUACGGAUACGGAGGCGGCUACGGAUUAGGCUACGGUGGCCUUGGCUACGGUGGAGGCCUUGGUGGAGCGGGCAUCGGCAGCAGCGUGGUUCUUCUCAGAGGCGGUCCUGGUUUCGGAAGAUCAGUGGCGGGGCCAGCCUUCCUUGUGCGUACUGUGCAUCACGUGAAUAAAGUCCAUGGAGGAGGCGCCAUCGUGGCCCACUCCGGGCUCGGAGGGAUUGGUGGCGGAAUCGGCUACGGUGGUCUCGGCUACGGAGGUGGCCUAGGAUAUGGCGGUGGUCUCGGCUACGGUGGUCUCGGCUACGGAGCUGGCCUGAAGUACGGAGGAUACGGCCUGAAGGGAUAGACGUCAUGUGGCCU
This is a messenger RNA of Rhipicephalus sanguineus (brown dog tick), 1044 nucleotides long. RefSeq lists its product as uncharacterized. The coding region runs from base 128 to 1030 and encodes 300 amino acids. The record is from RefSeq and is a predicted model, not a curated record. The transcript has 2 exons. Lineage: Eukaryota; Metazoa; Arthropoda; Arachnida; Ixodida; Ixodidae.